AUGCUGUUCUGCUACAUUCCUAAAAUCGCUUGUUCGCAAUGGAAAACUGUUUUUAUCACGCUCACUGGAAAGGUCAACGCCAGUUUAUUGCAUUUCGGCAACGUCCAUAAUAUAUAUCUGUCAAAAAUGAAUUUCCUCCAUGAAUUUUCUACUGAAAAACGAGAGAGCAUUCUUAAGGAAUAUAAAAAAUACACUGUUGUACGAAACCCAUUUGAAAGACUUCUUUCUGUAUACAGAGACAAAAUUGCGGGUAGUGGAUUAAAGAAAUUUCGACCAAUAGCUACGCAAAUUGUAAAACGAUACAGAUCAAAUGUGACAAAGGAAUCACCUUUGAAAGCAGACGAUGUCACAUUUUUUUAAUUUGUUCAGUAUAUUACCGAUAGUAAACUUCAACAUUUCAACUCUCACUGGGAGAGAUACACGACUCUUUCAUCCUGUAUUGUUAAAUACGACUUUGUGGGCAAAUAUGAGACUUUAGAGAGAGAUGCUGAAUUUAUUUUGAGGGACUUUGGAGCACCCCCUGAAAUUAGAUUUCCUAAAAGCUCGGGAAAAUAUAGUACUGUGGAAACAAUUAAAACAUUCAACGAGUAUUAUUCACAGAUCCCUGCUGAGUAUAUAUUAAAGUUAUGGAAUAUAUACAGAUCAGAUUUUGAAUUAUUUGGUUACUCAGUAUCAGAUACUUUUAAAAUAACACCAUGCGUUUAA
Molecule: messenger RNA, 705 nt
Organism: Ylistrum balloti
Lineage: Eukaryota; Metazoa; Mollusca; Bivalvia; Pectinida; Pectinidae
Product: carbohydrate sulfotransferase 11-like
Biological process (GO): carbohydrate biosynthetic process
Cellular component (GO): membrane
Molecular function (GO): sulfotransferase activity
Source: RefSeq, a predicted model, not a curated record